Molecule: messenger RNA, 648 nt
Organism: Penicillium psychrosexuale
Lineage: Eukaryota; Fungi; Ascomycota; Eurotiomycetes; Eurotiales; Aspergillaceae
Product: putative RNA binding protein Pym
Exons: 1
Coding region: 1-648 (215 amino acids)
Biological process (GO): exon-exon junction complex disassembly
Cellular component (GO): cytoplasm; exon-exon junction complex
Molecular function (GO): RNA binding
Source: RefSeq, a predicted model, not a curated record
AUGGCCUCCAACGUCGCCAGGUCCGGCAUCACCACCGAUGCCCAGACCGGCGAACGAUACAUUCCCUCGUCAGUCCGUGCCGACGGUUCUAAACGCAAGGAGAUCCGCGUGCGCCCCGGCUACAAGCCCCCUGAGGAUGUCGAACUAUACAAAAACCGGGCAGCGGCAGCAUGGAAAACCCGCGGAAAAGGCGGGGUGCCGGGAGCGGAAGCAUUGAGCAGCGAAGACGACAAGACCAGGACCGCAGCGAAACCCACAGUUGCCGCCGCCACUGCCGCCAGCAACAAGAACGCUAAACGCCGCGAGGCCAAGCGGAAUGCGAAGGAAACCGACGAAGCCGGGCCCACCGCCGAGGGCAAGGGCGCGGAGUCGAACAACUGGCGUGUCCCCGCACCCGCACCUAAGGAAGACAAGCCUGCUGAAGAGCCGAUUGAUCUCGAAGCCGAGAAGGAGAAGAAAGCUCGCAGUCUGAAGAAGAAACUACGCCAGGCGCGAGAUCUUCGCGAUAAGAAGCAGCUGGGAGAGGCGCUGUUGCCCGAGCAGUUGGAGAAAGUCAUCAAAAUUCAAGAACUUGUCCGGCAGCUGGAUGUAUUGGGCUUUGAUUCCAAUGGUGACAAGAAGAUUGGUGACAGCAAUGGGAAUGCCUGA